Molecule: messenger RNA, 1818 nt
Organism: Monascus purpureus
Lineage: Eukaryota; Fungi; Ascomycota; Eurotiomycetes; Eurotiales; Aspergillaceae
Source: the annotation of a GenBank genome assembly
AUGUCUCGUAAUAUGAUCCCUCAGGAGAUCAGACACGGCGGCAAUAAUGCUCCUCGAGAUUCUCUAGAACUUGCUUCCCUUGCCUCUUCAUCUCCAGAGCCAAUUGGCAGGUCCUCCGAAUCGUUUUCUUUCGACGCCGCAUCAUCGCGAAAGCUCUCUCUCGACGAAGAAGAUCCAAUCUCGAAUACCCUUCCGAGAUCAGCGCGAUCAGACUCCAUAACCUCUGCUUUCGAUUUCGGAAGAACCCUGUUUCCUCUAUCUCAGACCGCUGGUGGUUACGCACCUCUGGGGGCUCCGUCUAUCCACUCCUUAGAUCGACAAGUUGGCGCAGUCGACGGGUCAUUGGAACGAAAUAAGACCCUGACAUACUUGAACGGAUUGUCCCUCAUUAUCAGCUUGAUCAUCGGCUCUGGGAUAUUUUCCUCGCCAAGCCAAGUUAACGCCAAUGUGGGGUCGCCAGGUGCAUCGCUCAUUAUAUGGGCCGUUGCGGGUUUGCUUGCCUGGACGGGGGCCGCCAGCUAUGCGGAACUAGGAGGUGCUAUUCCUCUGAAUGGUGGAGCGCAAGUUUAUCUAUCUAAGAUCUUUGGAGAAUUGCUUGGAUUCCUGUUUACGUGGUGCGCUGUGCUGGUGCUCAAGCCAGGCUCUGCAGCAAUCAUUGCCAUUAUAUUCGGUGAAUACGCCGUUCGGGCCGUUGUUGGAGCUGAUGCUGAAUCUGUCAAUCCUUGGAUUAACAAGGGCGUGGGCCUUGGCGGACUUGUCAUUGUUACUCUGCUGAAUUGCAUUUCAACGAAAGUUGCAACACGGAUUGGCGAUAUCUUCAUGUUUUUCAAGUUUGUUGCAUUGCUUGGAGUGACCGUCACAGGCGUUGUGGUUGCUAUAACGGGCCUCUCGUCCAGGGGCACUGCCAACCGGGAGUGGAAAGAAAGAGGCUGGUUCGAAGGAACCAGCACUGAUAUAUCAGCUUGGGCAGUUGCUUUGUAUGCUGGACUUUGGGCGUAUGAAGGCUGGGAUAACACGAACUAUGUGGCUGGCGAAUUCAAGAGGCCAAGCCGAGAUCUCCCUCGGGUUAUCCACACGGCUAUGCCUAUAGUGAUAGCUUGCUAUUUGCUCACCAAUGUCUCUUACUUCUUUGUUCUACCUUAUUCGACUAUUGAAUCAAGUAACACCGUGGCUGUUCAGUUUGGUGGCAAGGUAUUUGGUCCAGUUGGGGCAUUAUUACUUGCAUUGGUGGUCUCUGCAAGCUGUUUGGGGGCCCUCAACGCGACAAUAUUCACCAGCGGCAGAUUGGUUUACGCUGCUGGCAAAGAGGGAUACCUGCCCCUUAUGUUUGGCAACCUCGGAUUCCGUAACUCUGCAGAUAGAACGAGCGGUGGUCGGUUACGGCGUCGAUCCUGGCUUCUCAGGUCCCUUACUCGCGUAUUCGGUGAUAACUCCCAGAUUGGAUACACGCCCAUCAAUGCGAUUAUACUCAAUAGCGCUCUCACGGUUAUUUACAUUAUAGUCGGUGAGUUUGGAACAUUGAUUACAUUCUACGGAGUGGCAGGGUAUGUCUUCUACUUUCUCACGGUGCUCGGCUUGAUCGUGCUGCGGAUUCGAGAACCGCAUCUGGAACGGUUGUACAAGACGUGGAUUACGACACCCAUUAUCUUCUGCUGCGUCAGUCUUUUCCUGCUCAGCCGUGCAGUUAUCGCAGAGCCCCUUCAGUCUUUGAUCGUCGCGGGCUUUAUCGUCGUCGGGAUCCCCGUUUAUUUCUGGCGCAUAUACCAGCGGGAUGGCAAAAUCAAGGUCUCCGGGUGGAGAUUCUGGAAAUCGGCCUGA